AUGGGCAACGUUUGCUCGUGUUGUAACUGGGGUCGAGGAAAUUCGGACGCCAAAGAUGGUAAAUCGAAGAAGCUUAAGAAGGAUGUGUGGUUCGAGCAAGAUUCCGUACCUCUUGUGUCUGCUAGACACGAUCUCGAUGAUAUUGGGUCCGACGAAGCUGAUGGCAGCCUGAAGAGAAAAGUCUUGAUACGCUCACCGCGACCUACAAGCAUCUCACCUAAUGAUGAACUUUCCAGUCGAACAUCGCCUCACCUGCAACGAUACGAGCAAGAAGAGAGACAGCAUCGCACACACAGGGCCAAGGCGGCAUCAGUGGAUUCCAGCAGCUACUCUAGGAGAUCGCAUCGUGGCGGUGAAGAAGAACGCUCCAGAAGUCACAGUGGCCGUCGUCAUCGACAUUCAGGUCACGAGGAUAACAGCGACGACCGUGACCGGAGAAUUGCCAGGUCCACAUCACUCGAGGUACAGGAUAGCACUCAUGAGAUGCGGUCUCCGUCGUCAUCUUCGAUAAGAUCAACUCGAGUCGCCUCUUAUUCGCACGACGCUGCUUCUUUCGCCGAUGAUGAAGUGGAGAGUGUUGGUUCCUCUCACGGCUCGACCCGAUCGCAUCGGUCGUCGUCUGCUUCAUCAUCACCGAAAGCGUCCUCGAGAAGUGGUUCUCCGCACAAGAAGCAACGCUACGGGCGGAAACACUAUCGGGCGGACGUCAAACGUAAGUAG
This is a messenger RNA of Phytophthora nicotianae INRA-310, 720 nucleotides long. RefSeq lists its product as hypothetical. Bases 1 to 720 code for a protein of 239 amino acids. NCBI's taxonomy places the organism in Eukaryota, Oomycota, Peronosporomycetes, Peronosporales, Peronosporaceae. The transcript has a single exon. The record is from RefSeq and is a predicted model, not a curated record.